AUGGAAGAAUUGGAAGAAAGAUUGGACGAAGUUUUCGAAGAUAUCUGUGAAGAUACAAUCAACAACAUUAUCGAGGCCCAAACCAAAAAGCAAAAGAAACGAGCAUAUAUUGAACGAAACCGUGAAGCAGGACACAUCCGGUUAUGGAAUGACUACUUCUCCGAAAAUCCCACAUAUGAGGAACAUAUCUUCAGACGCCGUUUCCGCAUGAACAAGGAAUUAUUCAUGAGUAUUGUCUAUGCCCUCUCACAGAACGUUCCAUUCUUUCAACAUAGACCAGAUGCUACCGGGAGGCUUGGUCUUUCGCCACUACAAAAAUGUACCGCAGCAAUUCGUAUGCUUUCUUAUGGUUCUGCAGCCGACGCGGUUGACGAAUAUCUCCGACUUGGUGAAAGCACGGCACUUUCGUGUUUACAUCAUUUCACUGAUGGAAUAGUACAGUUAUUUGGAGAGCAGUAUCUACGAAGACCCACACCAGAGGAUCUUCAACGACUCCUCGAUAUUGGAGAGAAACGCGGGUUUCCUGGGAUGAUUGGGAGCAUUGACUGUAUGCAUUGGGAGUGGAAAAAUUGCCCAACGACUUGGAAAGGACAGUACGCCCGUGGAUCAAACAAACCGACAAUUGUCUUAGAGGUUGUAGCUUCACAAGAUCUUUGGAUAUGGCACAUUUUUUUGGUCCUCCAGGUACCUUAA
This is a messenger RNA of Raphanus sativus (radish), 693 nucleotides long. RefSeq lists its product as uncharacterized. The record is from RefSeq and is a predicted model, not a curated record. Bases 1 to 693 code for a protein of 230 amino acids. The transcript has a single exon. Lineage: Eukaryota; Viridiplantae; Streptophyta; Magnoliopsida; Brassicales; Brassicaceae.